Molecule: messenger RNA, 1325 nt
Organism: Cydia splendana
Lineage: Eukaryota; Metazoa; Arthropoda; Insecta; Lepidoptera; Tortricidae
Gene: Nufip
Product: FMR1-interacting protein NUFIP1
Exons: 3
Coding region: 58-1317 (419 amino acids)
Biological process (GO): box C/D snoRNP assembly
Cellular component (GO): nucleus
Source: RefSeq, a predicted model, not a curated record
AAUGACUAUAAGUGUAAAUUAAUACUAAAUACAAGGAAUCAUAAGUAAUUAAUAACAAUGGAAGCACCAUUUCUUAACGCGUACUAUAACAAUCAACGUUUUCCUCCACCAAACCAUUUCCAACGGCGACCAAACUUUGUUCCGCGAGGGCCGCCACCAGGGUUUAGGGCGCAAAGACUUCAUUGGAGACAGCAACCACCGCAGGAGUAUACAAAUGAAUUUUGGUGUGAAACAUGUGAUAGAGGCUUUCGCACACCAGAUAUUCUUGAAAAACACAAACAACAACAUCAGAAAUGCAACAUAGACGGCUGUCAAUUUAUUGCACAUCCUAAAGUAAUAACAAAACAUAUUCAGAUGCAACAUGCAUCUGGUCUGUAUAAGAAAAUAGCAAAACUCCAAGAUCCUGAAGAAAUUAGAAAAUGGAGGGAAGAAAGAAAGAAGAAAUACCCGACAAAAGAAAAUGUAGAAAAGGCAGCUGCAGCAAUAAAAGAAAAAAUAGAUAGAGGAGAAAAAAUGGGCUUGAAAAAUAAAAGGCAUGAGAAAAACCCUAAUACAGAUUCAGGCAUUGGCGGCAAAAGAAAAUCCUUCAAUAAACACAACAAUGGUGUUAGUCAUUUUGAUAAAGACUCUGCACACAACAAGAGAAGAAGGAUGACCCCUAAAAAUGUAGUCAAAAAAAUACCUGUAGUGGAAGAUACCCGAAAACUUAAACCAUUCACGGGAAUUCAAGACUUGAUGAUGGACAUUAAUGAUACAGAGGAGACAGAGGAGGAACCUAGUAGGAGUGCUUUUACUAUUGAGGAUGAAGAUGAGAUAGAAGAUGCCAGCAAUCCUUUGGAGACUGCUUCAGGAUCCGUUUGCCUUGCUUUGUCAUCUUUAAUGUGCAAUUAUGGUUCUUCUGAUGAAGAUGAAAACAAUGACGAACCAAAUAUUACUCUCUCCAAAGCCCCUAAAAAUGAGUCUGACAAUAGACCAAAAGUUAUCAUAAAUCAAGCAAGUGACAAGCAACCACAAACAACACCAAAUCUUGAGAAACAAGCUUCACAAACAAAAAAUGAUAGUGAUGAUGACAGUGGCCCUGAAGAAGUAAAAGUGACCAAACAAGUAACAAAUGUGAUGGAAAACAUUGAAACAAAACCAGUAAUAAAUAAAAGAAAACCCAAAGACAGGAUUCUUCAAAAAUCAAUAACAAAAAGAACUAAACCUAAGUUGCCAUCUACUUUGUUACAAAAAUUGUUAUUUAAGGAAAUGAAACAUGAACGUAAUAUUGUAUUGCAAUGUAUAAGACAUAUAAUAAGAAACAAUUUUUUUGACUAAUCUGUAUA